UCACGAUAUUGUUAUACACAUUGUUUUAGUCAAGGGAAAUGUAUCCAAUAUUUUGGCUUAUCCUCGCUACACUGAUACGCUUUAGUUGCUUCCAAAAUCAAACCGACAAGGGACAUUUUCCCGGCCACUUGUCAUACUUGGACAAAAUGGAAUGUGGCGACUGCAAGAUGGUGAACGAGGAAUGCGAAAUCGUAUCUUCUGGAUUUUACUGUCGUGAGGAAGAGGACAGUGAUCAGAUCGAUGCCCAAAAAGGCGUGGUAGUAAAUCUGAGACAUCUGAGGGAGUGCAUGGGUCCUGAUCAUUACUUUUUUAAUCAUGAGGAAAUUUCGGCAGCAUGCUGUUUUUGGACGCCAGAAAUGGGAUGCCAGCAAGUCAUAAACAAGCAGCGCUCAAGGAGUUGCUCCGAUUGUGCCACAUACCACGAAAGAGGCUCUUUCUUGGACCUUAAUCCAAUGGGCUGUCCAUGUGGGCCACAGAAAAAUAGUGGAGGAGAAAAGCCGUAUGGCUGCAACGUUUUCAUUGUUUUUCUUAUGUGUGCUAUACGAUUUGUGUGCAAUAAAAUACAUUAAAUUA
Messenger RNA from Drosophila obscura, 573 nucleotides. RefSeq lists its product as uncharacterized. NCBI's taxonomy places the organism in Eukaryota, Metazoa, Arthropoda, Insecta, Diptera, Drosophilidae. The transcript is spliced from 2 exons. The record is from RefSeq and is a predicted model, not a curated record. Bases 39 to 569 code for a protein of 176 amino acids.